Molecule: messenger RNA, 5392 nt
Organism: Ceratina calcarata
Lineage: Eukaryota; Metazoa; Arthropoda; Insecta; Hymenoptera; Apidae
Gene: zfh1
Product: Zn finger homeodomain 1
Exons: 9
Coding region: 1127-3334 (735 amino acids)
Biological process (GO): regulation of transcription by RNA polymerase II; anatomical structure development
Molecular function (GO): DNA-binding transcription factor activity, RNA polymerase II-specific; RNA polymerase II cis-regulatory region sequence-specific DNA binding
Source: RefSeq, a predicted model, not a curated record
AGUGUCUAUAGUGGGAAAAAUCGCUGGAGCAGCCCGUGGAUUCAUUCGGUACACGCGUGACCCGAGGAACGCCGCAAGCGCGGAACGUACGAUUCUUUGUCUGACACGGACGAAAUCGAACGUGCACAUGAUAAGUACCUUAGAAGAAAGUCCUCCGAGAUUCUCGUGAGCGUCGGUCUGCUGCGUACGACGAAGAUCGAACAACGGAGUCCGCGUCCCACCCAAUCGGUCCUCUCGAAUCAUCGCGGCCGACACUUAUCAUCGGGCAAGGGGGAACGAAGGAACGGACGAACUAGCCGUGGACCUCGGCGCUGCCGUCCGCUGGAAUUUCUCCUGUCGUCGUCUGCACGCAACCCUUCUCUCUUUCCCUCACCCGUGGGCCCUCUCUUUCUCUGAUCGCACCGCCUCUCCCUCUCUGUCCCUGUUAUCGUGGCAUCGUCACCGCUCCUUCUCUGCCCACCAGCGCUCCCGUGUCCGCCUAUAUUUCGCAUCAUCCGAAUAGAAGAAACGUGAUCAACAUUCCCGUGUUUCGUUGAACUCGUUGUGUGCGCGCGCGAGUGACACGUUUGGCUGGCUUUUUAAUGACCGCGGCAAGUGCUGACCGUCCUCUCGGCUGCUGCGCUCCGUUGGAUCGUUGGUCGACGCGUGGAUAUCCGGAGUGGAGAGACGCGGCUCGAUCCCGGCCCUACGGAUCGUAUACGUGAUCUAGAAGAAGCGACGAUGUGCAGCCGUGCCGUUGGAACGUUGCUGGACGCGAAAUAACCGAGUCAACCGUCCCGACGCGUUGCCAAUUAUUAUCGUUAUUAUUAUUAUUAUCGUUCUUCGUUGGCCGGAUCAAACCGUCGCCUCGUGCAAGCACACACGGCGCGUAUCUCUAUGCUCCCCGUGGCGGGAAGAGCAGCCGUUUAUCGUCGCUCCGUGCCGUGUUUAUCGGACGACGCGCGACAACGGGAGGAGCGAUAGUAGUGCAACCAUGCGUCGCUGUACCUUGAAACGUCACAGAUCACGCUGGACGAACUCUUGAGCGAGGAGAUCACGAGACGCGCCGCGAACCAUUCAACCUGGCGGAAUCGUCGAACACACGCAAGACGUACCACGGGGAGCACUGGCUCGCGCUCACGCGAAUAUGAGCAUGACUCUCGUCCGGAAUACGUUCAAAGGUUGCAGCGAGGACGAGGCAGCAGGUGUCGUGAACGCGGACGUGGGCGGAGGUUGCACGGCCGGGGCGCCAACCACAGGAAAUGCCGUUGGAGGUGGCAGCAGUACAGGUAGCGAAUCUGGCGGUGGUGGCGGAGAUGGCGGUGGUGCAGGAACAGGAGCAGGAGGUGGAGGUGGCGGCGGCGGCGAGGGCGGAUCGACGAAACAGGGUGGCGAGAGGUGCCCCCAGUGCGGCAUCCUCUGCCGGGACGUCCACGUGCUCCACCUUCAUCUCGAGGACACGCACAAGGCCUCCUACGCCAUCGACAAGAACGAUCUCAACGCUCAAUUCCCCCAAGUGUCGUGCAAGGUGUGCAGCAAGACUUUUGCAAACGUCUACCGACUCCAGAGGCACAUGAUCAGCCACGAUGAGAGUGCCGUGCUUCGUAAGUUUAAGUGUCCCCAUUGCGAGAAAGCCUUCAAGUUUAAGCAUCACCUCAAGGAACACCUCCGCAUUCAUAGCGGUGAAAAGCCAUUCCAAUGCAAUAACUGCGGCAAACGUUUCUCCCAUUCGGGUUCGUAUUCGAGUCACAUGACCUCGAAGAAGUGCCUGAUAGUGAACUUAAAGAAAUCCAGGCACACGAACGUGAACAACGUGGACCGUGGCCCGAAAAAGGCGCAACAACCCCUGCCGCCGGGACGGCGCGAGGUCGAUCUGCUCGCGGCGAAUAAUAACACUUUCCUCCCCAUCCUGCCGAAGCUUUCACCCUCGGAUUAUCAGGAGAUACAACGGGAAGGAGCGGGUAUUUACGACAUGCCGACUCUUUUGCCGUUGAUGAUGGGCUUCGGCAAUUAUUUCUUACGGACGUCCCUCGGCAAGGUCUUGAAUCAGCUACAUUCCAAGAGAUUGGACGAGGUAGCCGACCAAUUCGACUCGCAUCGGGAGCUGAUGAGCCCGUCGACGGCGGACUCUGAGGGCACGGAGGGCACCGAGGGUAAGGAAUCGCCGGCGCCGAGCGAUCCUCAGGGUCUCGACGCGGUUCGACGGAUCCUCGAAACGGUGAACACCUCUGUAACGAAGCAACUGCUCGAGGCUAACGUACGGAAACUGUCCACGUCGCCGGCUACAAUGAAACGGGAGUUCGAGGAAGAUUAUCAAGACCAAGACAGCGAGAUGUCCAGCGAGAUGACGCACUGCCCGGACUGGUCGACGACGGAUCAAUAUGAUUCGCAGAGCGAGGGCCUGGCCGCGAAGCUCGAGGAUGUGAAUCAGCCUCGCGCGAAAUCGGGCUACAAGAGGAAGCCGGAGGACAGUUCGGAGGCGGACUCCGAGGACGAGGAGGACGGUACACAGACGCACAGCGAGAACGGUAGGCGAGUCAGGGCUAGAUCGUUGAUAGACGACGAGCAAUUGGCCGUUCUCAAGGGUUACUACGCUAUUAACCCUCGACCCAAGAAGGAGGAGAUUCUUAUGAUCGCCAACUACAUCAAUUUCCCCACUCGCGUCGUACAGGUCUGGUUUCAAAAUUCCCGAGCGAGGGACCGGCGAGAAUCGAAAAUACCAGCGUUGGUGCCGUUGGUUAAUACCACCAGCCAGACGGCCAUUGAGCAGCCAUUGGAUCUGUCGAAGAAGGAAGCGCUCACGGAGGCGCCGUGCAAAGAUAACGGCGCUGUCUCUACGAAGCAGGUGUCAUCGCCUCCCAUUGAACCGAAGAACGAUAAUCCGCCGGUGCAUAACCAGGAACCGGAUGAUCUCGAGGACUCGCCACUCGUCAUUGACGAGGAGACCACAGAUUCUGUGGAAACGAAGCGCUCGGCCUGGGCCGCGGUGGAAAUUCCAGAGAGUCAACCUCAGACGAACGUGAAAAACGAGAGCGAGAACGUUAGUCAACCAGAGGGUCCGCCAGCGGCGGAGAUCGAGCAGGGUGUCUACUUCUGUGAUCGGUGUGACAAAACAUUCUCCAAGCACAGUUCCCUAGCAAGACACAAAUACGAACAUUCCGGGCAAAGGCCGUACAAAUGCAUGGAGUGCACAAGGGCGUUCAAGCACAAGCACCAUCUGACCGAACACAAGCGACUGCACAGCGGCGAAAAGCCCUUCCAGUGCUCCAAGUGCCUCAAGCGCUUCUCUCACUCCGGCUCCUACAGCCAACACAUGAAUCAUCGUUCCUCCUACUGCAAGCCAUAUAGAGAAUAGAAGUAUUCCUGCUAGUUAAAAAAAAAACAAAAACGAAGACGCUCUCUGGCUGGCUCAGUAAGUAUGUACGGUCCUUCUUUCCUUCCACGGCACGGGACUCGGCAUUUAAAAAAAAAAAGAAAGCUUACGAAAUUGCUACGAUAUUACUCUCGUGUUCGGCGACGCGCGUAGAAUUUAUGUAGUAAACGAAACCUGGCGACGAGUCUUCCCGACGGGAUCCAUCGCACGCGUUUCCGUUCGAGCUUGCGUGAGACGCGGCGAACAAUAAUUAGAGCCUAAAGAAUUAGAUUUAGAUGAGGGCGGGAACGCGCGCCAUAAGUUAACGGUGCGAUUUCUAAGAGGAAGGAUGAUGGGUGGAGACUUAGGGAAGACCGCGAAAUGAGGCCCGAUGAAUCGCGACUCUGUUCGAGCAGCAAACAGUAUCGUCCAUGUGUCUCGUGAGUUUCUUCUCAAGUUCGUUCUCGCGCUAGAAUAGCAGAAGGAGCAGAAACGAAGUAAGAAGUAAGUAAAAAUAAAUUUCGCGACGGCCUCGAGUCGGCGUUUCGAGCAUUUCGACGAAAGAAACCAAACAAUACGCAACGGUACCAAAAAUGCAUAAUGCAAUAAUCUAUUAUAUAUUAUAUAUAAUAUACAUAAUAUUUUAGUAUUUUUAUUAACAAGAUUAUUAUAUAUACCAUGACAAUAAUAAGGAAACUAAUUAACGUACAAAUUUGUUAGCCACGUUCGCACGGGGCACGCGAUAAUAUUCGUUCGCGGCGCGCAAAAACUGGCGAAGGGAUAUGGUGACGCGAUUUCAAGUUUCAUUUCGGAGUAUUGGUCGCGCGUGUGCAAUUCGAUAUUCUAUGAACGGUGAACAAUUUUAUUAACAUUUCCGAAUGAUUUGUUUAAACGGAUGAAAUACUCAUAUAUAGGACAAGCGCACGUUCCUAAAUCAAACGAAUUUCAAUCGUUUUAUUUAUUAUUCUCGAGUAAGAAACGUGAUGAGAAUAUUUAAAAGAGCACACGUGCAAUUAGAUGAGAACUAGAGCCAGGAGGUAGAGGGUUCGAGGACGGUGGCAACGCCGAACGGGGCGAAAAUCCAUUUGAAUUUAAACCGCUGAAAACUGAGAGAGCUUAAAAACCGAAAUUCCGAGUAACCGCUGAGAAACGGAGACUACAAUUGUUUCUAGCCGCGUUCGGCCCUUGACUCGCGAUCGACCGACUUUUCAACUUCGAUCCCAGGGGUGGUUCGGCCGAGUUACAAUUUUAUUCUACGCAGCGUAGAGGUGUUUCUGGGCCUUAUCUAUCGGUGAUCGAUGCCAUCACGAGUAACUUUCGAUCGUUGUGUACUUACUUUGAAUUCCGCAUCGUCGGCAUUCCCCGAAUGAUACUCGAGAGAUUCACGAUUUUAAAUUAUACCAGAUCUCACGGUAGUAACUGUACAUAAAUUAGAUUUUACCCCUUUUUUUGUACUAUUUAAGUAUUUUAUACGUUUGUCUUCGUGUACGUCGAAUAACUUUUUUUUCAUUCAAUCCAUAUAACAUUCUCAGCUUCGAUUCCUUCAUCAUAUUUUACAGCAACUGAUAUAAUCAGGAUCGUCGCAUCGCUUGAAUCUCCGUGUAUUAUUUCUCAUACGUCAAGGAAACGGAUUUCGAAGCAAAAUGAGUUCCGUGAUCUCUAGGAAUUACUUUUAACGAAAGCCUUAGACAUUCCUUGAGAAUCGACGCCGCAGUUCCCUUCCUUUUUAUUUAGUUAUCACACGAAGCAUCACCAUGGCCUCUCGUACUUUUUGUCGUGCUCACACUGUGUUCCGUCGCGUCGCGAGAAAACACAGACGGGACCGGUCGAGUUUACCGAGACAGGAAAAUGGCAUCGAGAACCUCGAAAAACAGAAAUAAAGAAAGAAAAGAAAAGAAAUGAAAAGAAAAGAAAAGAACAAGAAGUAUGGGACGAGAAAACAAAAUAAAAAUAGGAGAACGAUCCCUUCACCGAGAUCCGGACCCCGAUAACUCUAAGUAUAAUAUUAAAUGCUUCCAGUGCUGUACUAUUAAAAACAGAUAAACAAAAAAAUUAUUAUUA